Messenger RNA from Octopus sinensis (East Asian common octopus), 1292 nucleotides. Its product is annotated as coiled-coil domain-containing protein 87-like. The transcript is spliced from 5 exons. NCBI's taxonomy places the organism in Eukaryota, Metazoa, Mollusca, Cephalopoda, Octopoda, Octopodidae. Bases 111 to 683 code for a protein of 190 amino acids. The record is from RefSeq and is a predicted model, not a curated record.
AGUAAUGAUGAUAAUAUGUUUUCAAAAAGUUAUAAUAAUCUCUUAUUCUCCCUUUCUUCUUCUAAUAUCUGAUCUAGGCUCCUGCCAUAGAUGAAGGCUUAGCACAGAGAAUGAGUGACGUCUGGCAAGCUCUUGAAAUGCCAGAUGACCGCAGAAGUAAAAUGGCUUUAAGAUACAGCACCAAUGAACAAUAUCGCAGUUUACCUAAGAUGCUCACUGACUGGGAAAAGGUUGUCAAUCAAAUCAUAGAGAGAGAGAUCAUCCUUUCACAACUGGAAGCUUUUGAGAGAUAUGCUUCAGACCCCAACAGGUUCUUUGUUAGAGUGGCAGGUGGAAGUGGAGCCAUGAGGCUAAGAGAAGCAAGGGAGCGCAGCUUGCUCUAUAAGAAAAUUGAUGAAAUAGAGGCAAAGCUUAUUCCUAGUAUAAAACAGGUUACCAAGAAAUACAAGGAAACUGUCACCUUUCAGAAUCGUCCGUACCUAGAAAAAAUGAAGUAUGACCGCGUCGAGAUGCUGUAUUAUUUGCAAGAAGAACGUAAAGUCAACGCCAUACACUAUGAAGCUUCACGUCUGGGCAUCUCUCUAGCGACUAAAUAUCUGGACCUGGAGAGCUUACUCUCAAAGCCCGUGGAAGAAGAGAGUCCAUCAGCGCUUCGGACAGCAAGUGCUGAAAUUAAUGGUUAAUUCAGGAAGGAGACCAGGGUUUUACUAGAAUGUAAUCUGUAGGUUUUGAGGAGUUUUUGGUUAUAAUUCUUCAUCUGAAAGCCAAAUAAUAUAGAAACUACUACGAAAGUAACAACAGCUGUAACUGCAUUGGUUUUUAGAUGAAGCUCGUGUGUGUGUGUGAAUAUGUAUGAGAGGGUUUAUAAGAUUAUAAGAUUAAGUUUAUAAGAUUAAGAGGGUAUGAGUAGGGGAGGGCAUGAUAUGGAAAGGGGUACAUGUAGGCAUCACAAAUUCUAGGCACAUUUAUUGUACCGAGGAUCUGUGAAUGUAUGUAUGAAUGCAUGUAUGUGUGUAUGAAUGUAUGUAUGUAUGAAUGCAUGUAUGUGUGUAUGAAUGUAUGUAUGUAUGAAUGCAUGUAUGUGUAUGAAUAAAUGUAUGUAUGUAUGAAUGCAUGCAUGUAUGUAUGUUUGUAUGUAUGUAUGUCAUUAUUCAGUUUUAUUUCAAGAUUUCUUGCCAAUAGAGAGAGAACUGGCUUCUAACCUAGAUCUUAGGCUCCUUCAUUGGAAUUUCAACAUCGACAACAGAGUAUUUUUGUAUAUAUGUAUGUAUAUAUGUAUGUAUAUAUGUAUG